AUGGAUUCUCUUCUCUCCAUGCUCUUUUUCCUUUUAACUUUCUUCUCCUUCAACCCUUUUUCCUCCUUUGCUUCACAACCUUCUUACAAAGACCAUUGUGCUUCUAUCAUCCCAGAGUCAACUCCCAAAGAACUCACCCUCUUCAACUCUUUUCCUCUUGGUUAUCAUCACAAAGGUUACUUCACAGGAGGUCAUAGGAUCAUUGAUGUUGGAACUUCCUUGAACCAACACUCCUUUUACCUCCAAACAAGGUACACGCAGGCAACUCAGGUUUCUGACUUGUUCAAAAUUGAAGGCACUCUAUCAUUUACAAGCACCACCAACAGAUUUUACCACCAUGUGGGGAACUUCACCUAUGGUGACAGUUCUUAUAACCGUAGACGCCACUUAACCUUCAAGCUUGAUGGGUUCUGGUCUGAGUCUUCAGGGAAGGUUUGCAUGGUUGGUAAAGGCAGUGGUUAUUCCAAAACAGGUGACUCUCUUAAUCUGGAUGUUGUCUUUAAGCUUAACAAUGUCUUCAAUGUAAGUAAUAUUAGUAGCUUGAUUAGUGGAACCUUGGAGAGCUUGAGUUCUGAAAAGGAUGGGAAUUACUUUGAACCCAUUUCUGUGUUGAUGUUUCCAAAAGCAAAUUACACUUAUACCUUGGAUUCCAUUGCUGAAAAUGAGUUCUCUUCUGGGGUUGAUGCUGAAGGGGGUUUACCUUUAGAUUUCAAUUCUUUAAGUUUUUGCAAAUAUCCCCUUUCUAUGGGGAUUAGAAGACUCCAGUUAGAGUACUCUCAUGAGUGCAAUUCUUCUAAGAAUUGCACACCUAUUAGUGGGAGCUCUGAUCAACUGCCAUCUCUAGUGUCUUUGAAAGGCAUCGAAUGUUCUCAUACUAAGAAGCAUAGGUUGCGGGUUCUGAUGAGAUUUUCAAAUACUAGUUACUCUGAGAUGAACCAAGGUUUCAAUCCUAAAACCAUGUUAAUAGGGGAAGGGUGGUGGGAUGAGAAGAAGAAUAGAUUUUGUGUAGUUGCUUGCCAUAUCAUGGGUAUGGCAUCAUCCUUGGCUGGCACUCAAGUGGGUGAAUGCUCAGUGAGAUUAAGAUUGAGAUUCCCCUCAAUUUGGUCAAUCAAAGACACUAGUAAGAUAGAGGGACAAAUUUGGAGCAACAAGACCACGAAUGAUACAGGGUACUUCAAGAUGAUCACGUUUAGAAACGAUGAGGAUCACGGGGUGGGAAUUCAAGGCUUAAAGUAUGAGUAUAGCCAGCUAGAAAGAGUUAAGAAAUCAUGUGCAACACACAAGCCUGUCAAGAACCAGAAGAGAAGAUAUCCAGAUGCUUAUUCUAAUAACAUGAGGUUUGAUAUGGUAGUUUCAGAGUUGAACAACAAGAGACCAGCAUUCGGUUAUUCAGAUCCCUUAUCUGUUGGUGAUCAAGUCUAUGAAUCAGGCCUGCGUGCAGAAAAUACUAUUCUAGUCCACAACAAUAAUGAUAGCUUGUUUAACAUUAGCUACAAGAUUACCGUACUCUUGAAUUCAACUAUAGGUGACAGGCAGCAUUCACUGUUUAAUCUGUCUUAUGAGAGAGUGAAGAUUUCUGCUGAAGGAAUUUAUGAUGCUGGAACAGGAACCUUGUGUAUGGUUGGUUGCCGUGAUCUUUCCUCAAACACAGGGACACCAAUAGCUCAUUCUGUGGACUGUGAGAUUAUAGUGAAGUUUCAGUUCCCAUCAUUAGACAAUGCAAGCAUAAUUGAGGGAAGUAUUGAAAGCACACGCAAAAUAUCAGAUCCACUUUACUUCAAACGUUUAGAUCUAUCUUCAACUGCAUUUUACACAGAAGUAGAAGCAAAAACUGUUUGGAGAAUGGAUAUGGAAGUCAUCAUGGUUCUUAUAUCUAACACUCUAGCAUGUGCUUUUGUGGGAUUGCAACUCUACCAUGUGAAGAGACAUCCUAAUGUGCUCCCCUUCAUCUCACUUACUAUGAUGUCAAUUCUUACAGUGGGUUUCAUGAUACCCCUUGUUCUGAACUUUGAAGCUCUUCUCACUCAAAAUCCCAACAACAAAAACUUUGUAUUUGGAAAUGUGGGAUGGCUUGAAGUUAAUGAAAUAAGUGUGAGGCUUAUCACCAUGGUAGCUUUCUUGUUGCAAUUCCGUCUCCUGCAACUAACUUGGUCAUCAAGAAAGACUGAUGAAAGCAAAAAAGGCCUCUGGGUUGCUGAGAGGAAGGUUGUCUAUGUGACUUUAUCCUUGUAUGCAGCUGGGUUAUUGAUUGCAUUGCUCUUGAAGAAGGAUGGAAAUAAGGAUCCUACGAUUAGCUCAGUGUACCAGCAGCAUCAUUCAUCUUGGGAGAACUUCAAAUCUUAUGGUGGUUUGGUAUUGGACGGCUUUCUCUUGCCACAAAUCAUGCUAAACCUGUUUUCAAAUAUGAAGGAGAAUGUUCUUUCUUGUUCAUUUUACUUUGGAACUACUUUUGUGAGACUGUUGCCACAUGCCUAUGAUCUUUACCGGACUCAUAAUUAUGCUUUCCUAGAUAAUGGCGAUGGCUCAUACUUUUAUGCUGAUCCAAGUGCAGAUUUUUACUCCACUGCUUGGGAUAUUGUCAUUCCUUUGGGAGGUAUCUUAUUUGCUAUCAUUAUCUACUUGCAGCAACGUUUUGGUGCUGAUUUUAUUCUGCCUCAUAGGUUGAAAGGGUCAAAGGUAUAUCAAAAGGUGCCUGUGGUGACUGAAUCAGAAGCAGAAGUAGAGGCAACCAACAUGUAA
This is a messenger RNA of Gastrolobium bilobum, 2739 nucleotides long. RefSeq lists its product as uncharacterized. NCBI's taxonomy places the organism in Eukaryota, Viridiplantae, Streptophyta, Magnoliopsida, Fabales, Fabaceae. Gene Ontology annotation, cellular component: intracellular membrane-bounded organelle. Bases 1 to 2739 code for a protein of 912 amino acids. The record is from RefSeq and is a predicted model, not a curated record. The transcript has a single exon.